UCACGUUCCACGUUUCGUAUUUGCGUGUUGUGUACUUUCCCACUUCUACCACCUGCGUAACUACGAUUUUAGCAUAUGUCACAGAAGCUCCUACUAGAGAAGAGCAGUCGUACGUAUCUCUCCAGUAAGCUUAAUCUUGAGUGUUUCGGCACUUUUUCGGUCCCGAACUGCAAGUUCACGCCAUGUCUGGACACGGCCACGGCGGCGGACACGGCCACGGUUGCUGUGAAUGCGAUCACGAACCAGCAGAGCGAGGUGUGGAAUAUGAGCUGUACAGACGCAUUGAUAUCGAGAAGCUUCAGUGUUUGAAUGAGAGCCGAGACGGAGACGGUAAACUGGUGUUCAAGCCUUGGGAUCAACGCACUGACAGGGCGAAGUUUGUUGAAAGCGAUGCUGACGAGGAGCUUCUGUUCAAUAUACCGUACAAGAACAUCCCUCAAAUGUCAUUUGACGAUACAAGCAGAGAGCCAGAGCAAGCGUUUCGUCUAAACAGGGAUCCGCUUGCUGAGCUUGAGUAUCCAACCAAGAUUGCAAGAUUCUCCAACGUGCAGCACUUAUCAAUCCACAUAACUCGAAACUUUGGGGCAGAAUCCACUCGUGUGUAUUACAUUGGUCUGCGGGGAGAGUACACAGAGGCUCAUAGGCAUGAAGUCACAAUCUGCAACUAUGAAGCAGCAGCCAACCCAGCAGAUCACAAAGUGGAAACUAUUACACCCCAAACACAGUUCAUAUCAUGACAAAUGGAGGAGAGAGAAUCUCACGUGUGCUGUGUGAAACUAUAAAAGUGUGCAUGAGUUUUGAUAACGGUGAGAUGAUAAACUGAGAGAGCCUAUGUGUUCUUUGAUGUGUUCAACAGGGUUUUCUUCACAAGGGUUUGUUCAUCUGCAAUUCUGCUAAUGUGCCAGUAAACCUUAGGCUAUAUAAGCAUAAUUACUUAAUGUAUGCUUAUGUCAAAUAAAAAGUGUAUGCUUCAACAAACAGAACAGAUGAGCUGUGCAAGAAGUCUGUUCCUUAAAAACCAUCUCUAAAGAAUGCUAUAUAGUGGAAAUUUUGUUGUUCUUAUUCUCAUUUUUACAAUGUCUUAUACAUUAAUUUAAUAUUGUUUUGCAUUAUUACCUUAGGUAAAAAAUCUGACAUUUAAA
Sinocyclocheilus rhinocerous is the source of this 1142-nucleotide messenger RNA. Its product is annotated as PITH domain-containing protein 1-like. The record is from RefSeq and is a predicted model, not a curated record. Bases 183 to 737 code for a protein of 184 amino acids. The transcript is spliced from 5 exons. Lineage: Eukaryota; Metazoa; Chordata; Actinopteri; Cypriniformes; Cyprinidae. Gene Ontology annotation, cellular component: nucleus.